UCCAUUGUUAAGAUCCAAAUAGAGCUAACCAAUGAAAUUUGCUCUCUCAUCCGCUGUCGAUCUUUUUCCACCAUAUUUUCCUCGUGCUCUGCACCGAGAAGUACUCCAAAUUUUACCAACAAUGGCUGAACCAGAAAGUAAAACACCAGCUGAGGGGGAAGAGGAAGUUGAGGAGGUAGAGUCGGGGGACGAGCAGGCUGACGAUGAUGCCCAGACUGCAAACGCCCUGUCGACCAUGAUGCAGAACCCCCAUGUGCUAGCAGCCAUCCAGGACAAGCUGGGCAGUAUUGUUGGCACCCCAUCAGGCUACAUACAGAGUUUGCCGAAAGUGGUGAAGCGGCGUCUGAAGGCACUAAAGAAACUACAGUUUGAUGUAGUCAAGCUGGAAUCGGAGUUCUACAAGGAAGUACAUUCUCUUGAGUGUAAAUACGCAUCCAAAUAUGUGUCACUAUUUGACAAGAGAAAAGACAUUUUAAAUGGGAUAACAGAGCCCACAGAUGAAGAGAGUGAUUGGCCCAGUGAGGAUGAGAAGGAUGACGAGGAACUGGCUGAGGAUAUGAAGAAUAAGGCCAAGGUUGAAGACGAGAAGAAGGAGGAAGACAAGAAGGAAGAGGAGAGUGAUGCCAAGGGAGUCCCUCACUUUUGGUUAACAGUUUUCAAGAAUGUAGAUAUGUUAUCAGAAAUGGUCCAGGAUCAGGAUGAACCUAUACUACAACACCUUCAAGAUAUAAAAGUCAAAUUCUCUGAAUCAGAACCUAUGGGAUUUACUUUGGAAUUUUACUUUGAAGCAAAUGAGUAUUUCACAGAGACAGUGCUAACAAAGCAGUACACAAUGAGGUUCGAGCCAGAUGCGCAAGACCCACUUGCGUAUGAAGGCCCAGAGAUAAUCAAAUGCCAGGGUUGCAACAUCACCUGGAACAAAGGCAAGAAUGUGACCGUGAAAGUGGUGAAGAAGAAGCAGAAACACAAGGGUAGAGGCACAACUCGCACAGUCACCAAAACUGUACAGAAUGAUUCCUUCUUCAACUUCUUCAACCCGCCAUCAGUACCUGAGGGUGAAGAAGCUGACAUGGAUGAAGACUUGGAGGCCUUAUUAGCGGCAGAUUUUGAAAUUGGACAUUUUAUUCGGGAGAGGAUAGUACCCAGAGCUGUGUUGUAUUUUACUGGGGAAGCUUUAGAAAAUGAUGAGUAUGAGGAAGAGAAUGAGGAAGAGCAUGACGAGGAAGGCGAUUACAAUGAAGAUGACGACCCAGAUUUCAACCCACAGCGCACUGGGAAAAAAAGUGGAAGAAAAUAAGGAAUAUUUAGCUUAUGCUUAUCAUGUAGUUAUUUGGGUGAAGGAGGCAAACCGGCUGAGUGUAAGCAGCAAUAACCAGGUCAUCAUGGACGUUUCUGAAACAACAUUUCUCUGAAGCACAUGUGUCUUCUGCUGGUCCAACAUUUCAGUCAAAUUUACCUCAAAUUCUGUGAAUAUCAAGCUUUUCUAGAACCCUUGUGUGGCUUUUGCAGGUUUCAACUGUUUAUGCCUAGAUGAACUGAGGGUGAUGAUAAAAGCUAAUCCAAUCUGUAAAUGUGAUCCUUAUGGGGAAAGAAUUGUAGGAAUAAAUAUAUGUCUUAAUUUAUCUGAUAUUGAUAAUAUGCAACUAGUAAGUCCUCUCGUGCCAGUAUUCCAAUUUUGUAGGCUUACGACAAAAAUGUGAUGUUCACAAGAUAUAUUUAGGUUGCUUUGACUUGAAAACAUGGGAUCCUAGUCUGGAUGGAAGAGUCCACUUCAGACAGAACAUGCCUGAAUACUGGUUGCCUCACUGAACACCCUUUGUUCAGAAUGGAAUGGACCUUGUGCAUGCUUCGAGUUUCAGUCAGGACAUUCACGGAGGUGCAUUGAAUGUGUGCAUACUAUAUCAUGGACAACAUAUUUUUUGGAAUCUUCCACUGUAAAUGGACUUUUCGAAGGAUUGACUACUUUACUGCUCAUUAAAGGACCAGAGUCAACGUCGGCUGGUUUCCAUGGUUAUGCUGUCGGUUGUGUCGCAGCUUUUGCAUUUAUCUGUUUCUUCUAUCAUUGAUAACACCACUUCUGUUGAACUUCUCUGUUUGGACGUUUCUGAAAUUCUAGUUUAGAAUUCAUGUUAAUUGCUCAGAAGUCCCGAAUCUCUUCUCCUUGUCAAAGUUGAAAUUUUGAUGUACUAGUUACUGUUUGGUGUUAAAUGUUGGCAAAGUGAGAUGAAACUUGUUGGUAAAUGCCCUGUGCCAGGUCCAGUUAGCAAGCAAGCUUGAGCAGCAACUGUUAUAGCUCUGUUGAUGUAUUAGAACUCAACAGUUCGAAAUGCUGCACAGGCUUUCUGGAACCUAGGCCUGUACUUAAAGACUUCAGCAAUUAUUUGUGAAUUCUACACUUCUAAUACAGCUUUUUCAUGUCGCAGUUUUUAAUGUGAAAAUGAAAUAAACGCCUCUUAUUUUCACAAGUAUUUAGUAUUUACUUCAGAGCAUAUUUUUGUAACGAAUGAACACGAUGAAUGCAAGGUAAACGUGCUAAAACUUCAGGAUUGUUUUGAUCUUUCAUUUGAGAUGCUAGCAACCUGAGAAUGAUAUUAUAUUGACAGACUUCUUCAAAUCAUUGAAGGAGGUAUUGUUUAGAGAAGUCAGAAUGUGAUCUGUCAUGAGCUGAUGCAGUUAUAAAUAUCAAUCAAAUGCAGGAGAACGGACAGUGAUAGCUGGUUACUUAGUAGCUUUUGAAUGGCUACGGUGAAAUGGAAAUGUUGGGAGUUUGAAACCCAUAUUGAAUUAUAUUUGACCUUGGUGAAGUGAGAUGAUGUAAAUAAAAUUCUACUGUCACACCAGUAGUCAGUCUACAAAUUCACCCAGCAAGCCUACUAUCCCAAAAAGGUGGUUGGCUGACUCAGAAAAUACCCAGUUUCUGUUAGCCAUUGAACUUGGCUGGGGUUGAGAGCUAACUGAAUCCCUUUUGUGAUCAGAUUGUGCCCUUGAGGAUGUGGAUUUGAAUACACAUUUGAUGCAGAGCUCGGACAUUUUUUGCACAUUUCAUUUUGGAAUUUAAGUACACCCUAAGCUAAACCGACCCUUAAUUGAAAUAUACCAAUUGGCGAUUCCUCUGAGACGGCUUCAAAACAGCUGUUCUAGAUUCUCAAGUCUCGUCAAGCACAAGAUGCGGACCAUUACAUUUUCAACUUUCAAAGAGAUAAACUUUCUAUGCAUGGAAUUAAUGGUGCAGAAUGAAGGAACGAUAUGCUGUGUAUCUUUCAUACGUCAAAGAUGGAUAAGCUGUCACAGGAUCAUGUUAUAAAUUUUCUUUGUAUUUGAUGAUGUUGGUGGAAUUAUUAAUCAUAUUUGUGCAUUAAAUUGUGGGCAUUUUUUCAUGUUGUGUGUUUGUACAGCUUUUGUCUAACUUUAUGAUUUUAUUAUUUAAAUUAUUCACACAGCUCCACACAUUCUGAAACAAGUCUUGAAAUUUAGAAAGUGUUCUGUUUGUGAAUUCAGGUUCAGGAAAUUUAUUUUUCUAUUUACUGGAAGAGGGGAACUAGUGUUCAAUUUUAAUUCUGAUUUGUUAAAGCAUUUUGUUCAUUACAGGGUUUUUUAGGACUUCUUAACACUAAGUACUAGGUAUUAAAUGAAAGUGUUCCAGUGAGGGAAUGGCAUGAUGGGUGACAUUUUAUUUUGAAAACUAUAAAAUCUUUGUUUUGUUGUGUGAUGUUUGUGAGAGCUCAUCUCAUGACUGCUUUGGUUAUAUGUAUGCGUCCCUCUGAUGAAGUCCAGUAUUUAAUGUCUUGUUGAAAACCACAUUUUCUGUGAUAUGAUAAUUGUAAACUCUUUGAAGCAGCAGGCACCAAAACAAUAACAUGACUUCAUUUUGUCAUAUGCAUUCUUUAAUUUGGGCCCCUUCUUUUGAACAAGUCUGGGAUAAAGCUGCUAGCAAAUUAUGCAUGAUUUUUGUAAUCUAUACAAAUCCAUAAUUAUUUGUCGUAAUUUGAUUUUAUGUAGUUUUCAUUCUCAUUCACAUAAAACUAUUUCUGUAUAGUUUAUUUUAGUGUGGAUGUUUUAUAUGAAAAGGGAAAACAAACAAUAUCUUUGAAACUUAAGCUGGUUAAGCCAGGAAAGAUUCGUCAGAACCAGUUUAAGUUUCCACUUCUCUUAUGUUCAGCUUAUCCCAUUGUGACCUGGUAUUCAACUGACUUUUAUUGCCUAAAAGCUGAUAAACUUGUCUAACUGUA
Haliotis rufescens (red abalone) is the source of this 4229-nucleotide messenger RNA. RefSeq names its product nucleosome assembly protein 1-like 1-A. Bases 32 to 1297 code for a protein of 421 amino acids. The record is from RefSeq and is a predicted model, not a curated record. Gene Ontology annotation, cellular component: nucleus; chromatin. The transcript is spliced from 18 exons. Gene Ontology annotation, biological process: nucleosome assembly. Lineage: Eukaryota; Metazoa; Mollusca; Gastropoda; Lepetellida; Haliotidae. Gene Ontology annotation, molecular function: chromatin binding; histone binding.